Corapipo altera (White-ruffed manakin) is the source of this 1606-nucleotide messenger RNA. RefSeq names its product pseudouridine synthase 3 (gene PUS3). The transcript is spliced from 5 exons. Gene Ontology annotation, biological process: mRNA pseudouridine synthesis; tRNA pseudouridine synthesis. The record is from RefSeq and is a predicted model, not a curated record. Gene Ontology annotation, cellular component: nucleus; cytoplasm. Gene Ontology annotation, molecular function: RNA binding; pseudouridine synthase activity. NCBI's taxonomy places the organism in Eukaryota, Metazoa, Chordata, Aves, Passeriformes, Pipridae. The coding region runs from base 133 to 1509 and encodes 458 amino acids.
CGCUCCAUGGCGCCAUGUCCGGCACCGGCACUGCCUGAAGCAGGGCUGUGCUCUCCGGCCCCAUCUCCUCUCCGGUUACUCCCAGACCCCGAGGAUCCACCGGCAACAAACUGACGCUCCAGGGCAGUGGCUAUGGCCGAGGAGAGCACGGCUGCUGACCACGAGGGGCUCCUGAGGAGGGUGCAGGAGCUGGAAGCGGAGGUGAAGUGGCUGCAGGAGAAGCUCCAGGAUGACAAGGAGGGCACUGGGAGGAGAGAGGCUGCUCUGGCCCCUGGGAAAGCCAAAAGACGCCAACAAAGGCCCUUCGAUUUCAGCGCGCACGGCCGCAGACACGUGGCACUGCGCAUCGCCUACCUGGGCUGGGGCUACCAGGGCUUUGCCAGCCAGGAGAACACCCCCAACACCAUCGAGGAGAAGCUCUUUGAAGCCUUGAAGAAGACACGGCUGGUGGACAGCAGAGAGACCUCCAACUACCAUCGCUGCGGGCGCACGGACAAGGGAGUCAGCGCCUUUGGGCAGGUGAUUUCCCUGGAUCUGCGCUCCAGCCUGCCACCGGAGGGGCAGCAGCAAAACGGGCACGCGGGCGAGGGGCAGCGGGAGGAGCUCCGCUACACCCACAUCCUGAACAGGGUGCUGCCCCCCGACAUCCGGGUGCUGGCCUGGGCCCCCGUGGCGCCGGAGUUCAGCGCCCGCUUCAGCUGCCAGCGCCGCACCUACCGGUACUUCUUCCCCUGCGCCCAGCUGGACGUGGCCCUCAUGGACAGCGCCGCCCAGCGCUACGUGGGCACCCACGACUUCCGCAACCUCUGCAAGAUGGACGUGGCCAACGGGGUGCUCAACUUCCAGAGGACGAUCCUCAGCGCCCGCGUGACGUGGGUGGAGAGAGGGGGAGAAUCCGGGCCGCGGGAUCCCUUCCGGCUGUGCCAGUUCGAGGUGACAGGGCAGGCGUUCCUGUACCACCAGGUCCGCUGCAUGAUGGCCGUGCUCUUCCUCAUCGGCCAGGGCAUGGAGAGCCCGGACAUCAUCGACGAACUGCUGGACGUGGAGAAGAACCCCCGGAAACCGCAGUACAGCAUGGCAGUCGAGUUCCCCCUGGUCCUGUACGACUGCGAGUUCCCAGACCUGCAGUGGCUCUACGACCCGGAGGUGCAGGGCUUCAACGUGACACACCUGCAGCAGCUCUGGGCCAGCCACGCUGUCAAAACCCACGUGCUUCGGGACAUGUUGGCAGGGCUGGACACUGCUCCCAUAGCCACUGGCAAAGGUCCGGGGAGCAGCCUGGUCAGCAGCUUCGUGGAGGGGGUCCAAGCCCGCACCUACAAGCCCUUGCUGUCCCGGCCCCGGUGCGAGGGGCUGGAGGCUCGGAUCGAGCACUUUGUGCGGAGGGGCCGCAUCGACCCCCCCCGGGGGCCGGGGGUGCCCGGGGACCAGGAGCCCCCCGAGGGCAAGCGGGGCAGCAGCGCAGCCCCCGAGCAGCCGCCCAAGAGGGUCUGCGUGGACACCGAGUGACGGGGCGCCUCGGCACUUCUUUUUAUUACUGUUAUUGGGGGGAAAAAGCGCGUUUCUUCGGUGCUGUUUUUUUAUAAAUCUCAAGAAAUCUCUUGUA